GUCGGAUCAAUAAUUCUGUGACUUCAUCGUUUCACGUCGUUGCUAGCCAUCACAACUGGUACAACAGCAAAUGCAAAGUAUUCCUAGUAAUAAAAAAGAGAGACAGCAUUGAACACGCUGCUGCAUCGUUUUUUAUUCAAUUUGUUCUUUCCCCACCCGCCCCCGGUGCAGCGUUGAUUACGAUCGGGUUUGUGGCGAGAACGGACAUCCUUAGAGCACCGUUUUUUUUCUUUAGAGCCCUUUGUCGAGUUUUCCUUCAACGAUACAGCUAUUUUUUUUUCCCUUCUCAUCUGAGCAUCUUUGUGCUCACCUUUCGUGGUUGUUUCCAUAGAGCUGAAUCGGCUACAUAAAAUGGACUUCUACAUCAUCGAACGCCUCGGCGGUGCGUGCCGGUGCGUGACACUCUUCACCUUUGCGAUCCACUUCCUGCACGCGCUGUUCAGCGUGGUGAACUACCUGGCCUGGGUGCGCCAAGAUACGUCCCAUGUCGCGCCAAGCACGAAGCACGCCUACCUGGCCAUGACGGUUGUGUGCUGCGUCUUCUACUUCUUUGGGGCCUCCGUGUUUUACAUGUGGGCCUGGCGAUUUCCCGAGCCGGAGGAAAUCGCGAAACGGCGGCGCGUCUACGGCGUCAUAAUUAACGCCAUUUUCUGCGACAUCCCCAUGUUUGUCGUGGAGACCACCCUCGUCUGGAGCCUGCGUUUUGCGGCGGCUAUUCAGGGCUUCACCUACGUCCUCACCUGUAUCUCGCUCUGUUACUCCUUACUGCGCGUUUGGUUCUUCUUCAUGGUGCGCGUUAUCAAAUUUCGCCCUCCCAGCGCGGCGCGUCUUGGAGCUAAUUAUCCUGCCCUGUCCAGUGUAGUCCGCCGAGACCUUGACGAGGCGGAGUACAACAACAGAGCCACUGGCAUGCGGGGAAACACGCCGGACAGGAGGGGCGGCAGCGAGAAUGAUCGCGCGUUUCUGUCUGACAUGAACGAGAUGGGCGUGGGGAACACCAUUUUGCUGAACCGCAAUGCUGCACACUAUAGCGACGACGCCGCCAGCAGUGGCAUGUGUACGCCAGCCGGGCCAGACCGGGUCAAUCGCGGUGAGGCGUACUAUGGCCCCUCUUCUCGCUACGUUCUUCAAUCGGAGAGGUUCAAUGACGUAGAGGAGCAGCCGAGACAAGGGUAUUAUGGCCGCGCUAGCGAAAAUAUGGAUCAACCAGGCCUGCCUUUUCGCAUUUAG
Leptomonas pyrrhocoris is the source of this 1230-nucleotide messenger RNA. RefSeq lists its product as hypothetical. NCBI's taxonomy places the organism in Eukaryota, Euglenozoa, Kinetoplastea, Trypanosomatida, Trypanosomatidae. The coding region runs from base 352 to 1230 and encodes 292 amino acids. The record is from RefSeq and is a predicted model, not a curated record. The transcript has a single exon.